AGAAUAUAUAUAUUAAGGGACACGCAGACACGCCGGAGACGGGCUCUGGAGUACGGCUAAUGAAGCACUCGCCGGGCAAACGACAACAGCAACAACGCCACUAAUGAUGAUGAUAAUAAUGAUGGCAAUAAUGAUGCGAAUGAUGACAAAACAUGGUUGGAGAAUGACAAGCGCCCACUAAUUAUGAUAAAUGCAAUGUAGAUAAUAAGCAAAACCCCAAAGAACCAACAGCUCGAAGCAAGUGAAACACACACACACGCACACGCUUACACACACGCACACGCUCACUGCACAAGGAACUCCCGCGUGGAAACAAGAAAUAUAAAGAAGAAGAGGCAGAAGCAGCCGAAGCAGAAGCGCCAACAAUGUCAAAAUAUCAAAAACUUGACAACGCGUUGGCACCCACAAUGCACGAUGACGAUUACGAUGAGAGUUUUUCACUCUAUGGGGAUGAUAAGCAGCAUCAGCAGCAGCAUCCGCAGCAGCAGCAUACCAAUCCUAGCAGCAAUCAUAUAAGACUGAAUAACAGCACUCACAUGCCAAAUGGUAAUCCCAAAUAUCACUAUAACUCCUCCUCCAACAACAACAACAACAACAACAGCAGCAACAGCAAUGAGAAUGGGAGUGGCAAUGGCAAUCUGGAUCCAAUGAGAGGCAGCAGAGCCGAAGGUUUGGACCUGGAGGAGCACACGUGGGAGGUGCCAUUGCUGCGCAGCGGCGGCGGCAGCAGCAGCAACAAUAGUCACAUUAAUUUGCAGCUGGAUACGAGCAUCGACACUUUUGUCGCCUGUCGCAGCGCUCAGCCGGGCUUUGGCGCGAACCUUAAAAGCAAAUCGGCGCAGGAGGCGAAAUUUAAAAUUCUGCUUGCAAUUUCGCUCUGUUGCAUAUUCAUGAUUAUUGAAUUCCUUGGCGGCUAUAUAGCCGGAAGUCUGGCCAUUAUGGCCGAUGCGGCACAUUUGGCAUCUGAUUGCAUUAGUUUCGUCAUCGGCCUGGUCGCCAUUUGGCUGGGCGCCCGACCGCCAGAUGCACGCAUGUCCUUCGGUUACAAACGUUUUGAGGUCGUCGGCGCCUUGAUCUCCAUCCUGGGCAUUUGGCUGCUGACGGCAAUGCUCGUCAUUGUUGCCAUCGAACGCAUUUGGUCGCUGCAGUUCGAGCUAGAUGUUAAUGUCAUGAUGUGGAUAUCGGCCAUUGGCAUUGUCAUCAAUGUUGUGUUUAUUAAUUUGUGCAGCGAGAUGCCUGAAGUUAAUAUUUGGCUUAUACAUAUAAACAACAUGCGUGCAUGUGUAUUUGUGAGUGUGUCUGUGUGUGUGUGUGCUUAUAAUACAAUCUGCCUGCUUUAUCCGCCUAGGUCGAGCGAACGCAAUCUUAACCUGCGCGCCGCAAUGAUUCAUGUGAUUGGGGAUCUGGUGCAGAGCAUCGGCGUCUUUCUGGCGGCCAUACUAAUCAAAUUCUAUCCGGGCGCCAAGUUCGUGGAUCCAUUGUGUACGCUGCUCUUCUCGAUAAUUGUGAUUAUGACCACAGUGCAGCUGUUCCGUGAGUCUGUCGGCGUCCUCUUGGAUGCGGUGCCGCGGAAUGUGUGCCUGGCGACGCUGCAGCACGAGCUGUCCGGCAUCGAGGGUGUCAAAUCGGUGCAUCAUGUGAAUGUCUGGCAGCAUACGAGCGACUACAAUGUGCUGAUGGCUCAUCUGGUUGUGGAUGCGCUAAGCGAUCCGAAUGCUGUGCUGGAGCUGGCCACACAGUUGGCCUGUGGCAGCAAAUACAAGAUCAAACAUGCGACCAUACAAAUCGAACGUUUGACUGAAAGUGUAUUAGACAACAACAGCAAUUUAUAUACUAAACGACCAAAAAGGCGUCUGGCGCGCGGCAACAAUUCAUGUGAUCCUAUUGAGAAAUAACUAGAAAUCGUAUUCAUAUCUUUUCAAUUGUUUUAUUUUUUUAUUAAUGUUUAUUAAUGCUGUAGAUAAAUGUUAUUUCUAGAUUGU
Messenger RNA from Drosophila navojoa, 1982 nucleotides. RefSeq names its product cation diffusion facilitator family transporter ZnT41F (gene ZnT41F). Gene Ontology annotation, biological process: zinc ion transmembrane transport; response to zinc ion. Gene Ontology annotation, molecular function: zinc ion transmembrane transporter activity. NCBI's taxonomy places the organism in Eukaryota, Metazoa, Arthropoda, Insecta, Diptera, Drosophilidae. Gene Ontology annotation, cellular component: plasma membrane. The record is from RefSeq and is a predicted model, not a curated record.